Striga asiatica is the source of this 609-nucleotide messenger RNA. The record is from the annotation of a GenBank genome assembly. Lineage: Eukaryota; Viridiplantae; Streptophyta; Magnoliopsida; Lamiales; Orobanchaceae.
AUGCCUCGCCUUUCUACACCUAUAACGCAAGACGAAUGCCUCUACGAUGGUCGUUGGAUUAAACAGGCUGACAAUGUAUUUGUUGACUUGCUGAUAGAGUCGCAUAUGCUUGGGCAGUGGACAAAUGGUCGUCCCGGGGGUGUGGUCUUCGAUUAUUGUUGUGGUUUUCUCAUCGGCGAGCUUGACCUUAUUUAUAGUCACGAUGAGUUAGAGGCCAGAUUCGACUUCCUUCAAAAGCGGUACCAAGCUUUUAGCUGGAUGCUAGGCAAGCCCGGUUUGCGCCACUGCGUACAAUCAAACAUCCUCACCGCUCUUGUUGCCGUUUGGGAUGAAAUCUUCGAGACGAUUUUAGCGUUGCUUAUCAACAUUACGGUGACCCCCGCUGGGAAGACUUGCGUUUCAUGUUCGAGGAGGUGUAUUCUACAAACCCAACUUCUGAAGUUGUUCAUGACCGCAACUCUACAAACGAAGGUUUUUUUUGCUCUCCCUGCUGCACGAACUAAUGUGGUUUCAGACAAUUCCUAUCACAAUGCUUUGCAGACGCUUUGUAGUCGCAACAACGCUCAUCCCCAACAUGGUGGUCCAUACGAUGCCACGUCUGCAAGCUCC